AGGACAUCGCCUGAAGGAGGCGCUGUCGCGGUAGUGGCCUCCGAAGAAGGACCAGGAUGUCCUCGACGCUCUCUGUCGACACCGCGAACAAGAUCGUCAUCAAUGGCUGUGAUCUUGUGAAUCGUCACGAACUCUCCAGAACUCAGGAUCGUGAACUACAGCGUUUUAUAGAUAACAACGCCCAUAUACUUCGUUUUGAAGAGCGAGAGCUUCCAUCACCUGCAAGACGAAAACCGAGGUCAAAUUAUGCUUCAAUAAGCAGAAGCCUUAGCCAUGACUAUCCUAAUUCUUUUACUGGAUACAACAGGAGCGACCACACUCAAUUUUCUCCGAGAAAUGCUUCUUCUUAUCAACAAUAUAGCUCAUCAACAGGAGCCAUUCCGUUGAAGAAUCCGUUUGUGACUCCGAGUGGUCAGCCCGUCAAUUUUACCUCCGAUUUUCCCGAACUGGGCGAUGGAAGCCAUCUUGACGACGGAUUUGCCCCUCAGUACAAACCUGUUUCAAAUUAUGGAAAUUCCCCUUAUGGAACCUUAGCGUCAAGUAAUGACUAUAGUGGUUACCCCUACGGUACGAACUACUCGAAUGGAUACAGCGGUUACGGUACCAUGAAUUCGAAUAAUGGUUACUCUACCAUGGGCAGAGGAGGAAUUGCAAAACAUUCUCGACCGCCUAGUCCCUAUAACAGUAUGAAGAGGAAAGGGGUGAGUUGGUUGGAUCAAGAAAGAGCUCGAUCAUUGUCGCCGGCAAGAAGACAGCAACCGGUCGGAAUGUCUCAGUAUGGGAGUGCUGGAAAUCUGACCGGCUUCAGGGAUCGUACAGCUAGCCCGGCGUACUCUGCACUAGGAAGACAUAAGGACGACUACAAUCGCUUCGAGACCGCAAGACAUAAAGAAGCAAUGCGAAACGAACGUCAGAAAUCGGAAGAGAGUCGCUUUCAAGCUUAUGGUGACCGACCAGGAAGUGGAGUGGAAUUAUCCACGCAUCACUGGGAAGGUGGCGAAAUCAUAACGGACCCUAGCCAAUUGCCCAGAUCUUUAAAACCCCGUCGGUUAUACUAUUCUCCCAUUGGAGAUGGAACUGUAGCUGCUGACGGUAUUGAAUUGAAGAGGCGACCCGCUGACUUGUCACCUCGCGUCACUAUUACACAGGUGCAACACGUAGAUCGUGGUCACAAAGGACACGAUGGUUUGAAUGUCUAUGAAAAAAGUUGGACGAAUCCAUUAGGAUCUCAAGCGGGAAGUGAAGCUGGUUACGGUAGCGAAUUUGGCGGUGGACCUGGCAGUGGACGCAAUUCGCGCGCUGACGCUUUGAGCCCGUCCGGUGACCCAUAUGGGAAGGGACCACAUGGAGGUAGCGGUCCCUAUGGAGGCGGUCCUGGUGGCCCCGGAGGCCCCGGAGGCCAUGGCGGUGCAGGAGGAGGUCCGGGAGGUCCCGGAGGACCUGGAUAUGGAGCAGGAGGCGGUCCUGGCGCAGGAGGAGGUUACGGGGGCGGGCCUGGAACAGGAGAUGGAUACGGCGGCCCCGGUAGCGGUGGUUAUGGAGGCCCAGGUGGUGGUUACGGCGGCGGUCCUGGCAGUGGCCGACCUGGAAGUGGCCUAGGAGGGCGAGAUCCCUACGGGACGCUAGACUCGCGUUCCGGCCAUCCAUAUGGUUCCAAUGGAAAUCUUGGUCCGGGAAACGAUGGGAGAAUGAGCGUGGCAUCAUCGGUGUUCUCCGAUCCAUCCUAUCGUUUUGACACUAAAACCGGCUAUCUAAUCACAAAUCCACGAGAGCUAAUCCAUCAGUAUGCCACCACUACGCCGGUUGCUGUGAUGGAAGCAGCUGACAACACGCCUUCAACAACUACAAUCACAAAACAAAGUCUAUAUAGAAAAACAGAGGAAACAACUGAAGAGCGAUUCUCACCAUAUGCGCCAUACAAAGCCGCAUCCAAUGUGCCAUCACCGAACAAAUUCGUACGACAGCUUCGAGAUGACACGAUGACACAUACGCAACGUGAGGCAAAUACUCAUAUGGAUCCGCUGAAUCAACGUGAUGCACAUGCUGACCACCAAAGGAUCAACGAAGUCCGCACAAAAAGUAACAUUGUCAGGGGGCAUGACGACAUUGACAGUCUAACACAACAACUCGUACAUGGAUUACAAACAUCUUCACGAUUCUAAUCGAUUGCGAAUCCGAUCAUUGAAACUUCAGUGUUGCCUUAUAUAUACACGCAUUUUCUCCUAUUUUUGAAUUCUCAAAACAAAUAAUUUCUUCUCUUGAUUACUCAGACUUUAUACAGCACGAUUUCAUUUAUGCAUAUUCUGUCAGAUUCUGUCAGGCAUGUAUUAUUAGCCUCUAUACAUCUCUCGCUUCUCAUGUGCCUCAUAAGCUUGAUAUAUUCAAGUUUCCUACACGAAUAUCGAUCAUGAGAUUAUGUAUCGCUGAAAAAAAAAGAAAAAAACUGCAUUGUAUUGUACUUGCUUUAUGUCUGAAAACAACCCGAGUGUAUUUCAUGAAUUUUUGUAAACAGAGCAUUGAUGAGCAAAACCUCCUCUAUUUGUUCUCCUCUCAUUCUGUACUUCACAUGUUCAUCAUCUUCUUUUGAUUAUAUUCUGCACUGUGAAUAGUUAUUGCGAGCUGAGCUGCAAAUAAAUGCUGGAAUGGUGC
This is a messenger RNA of Cylicocyclus nassatus, 2649 nucleotides long. NCBI's taxonomy places the organism in Eukaryota, Metazoa, Nematoda, Chromadorea, Rhabditida, Strongylidae. The record is from the annotation of a GenBank genome assembly.